AUGGCGGAGACGACCACCUUUACCGCACCAUUGUCGCAAGGCUUUGGAUAUGGAAUUAUCGUUGGUCUGGGCUUUGCCUUUGCUUUGCUGAUGAUCUUUAUUACCUGGGCUCUGAAACGCUACCAGAACGAAGUUCAAACAUCCGAAAUGUUCUCGACCGCGGGGCGAUCCGUGAAAUCGGGACUCGUUGCAGCUGCCGUGGUUAGUAGUUGGACUUGGGCCGCAACACUUCUCCAGUCCACUGCUGUGGCAUACAAAUACGGCGUGUCUGGUCCUUUCUUCUAUGCCUCAGGUGCCUGUGUUCAAAUUAUCCUUUUUGCAACUAUAGCGAUCGAGUUGAAGCGCCGCGCACCGAACGCACACACUUUCUUGGAGGUUAUCCGUGCCCGCUAUGGAACUACAGUCCACAUCGUGUUCAUUGUCUUUUGCCUGAUGACCAACAUUCUCGUCACUGCCAUGUUGCUCACCGGUGGAUCAGCCGUGAUGACCUCCCUGACAGGCGUACCUACUGCAGCAGCCUGCUUCCUGCUCCCGAUUGGUGUUGUGCUCUACACUCUAUUCGGUGGUAUCAAGGCCACCUUCAUUACAGAUUACAUGCACACUGUCGUGAUUCUGGUUGUCAUCUUCCUCUUCGCCUUUUCUGCAUACGCUACCAACGCCGAGCUAGGAUCUCCAGCCAAGGUAUAUGAGGCACUAGUUGCAGCUUCCCAGCGCCACCCCGUCGAGGGCAAUGCGGAAGGCAGCUAUCUCACAAUGCGCUCCAAAGAGGGCGGUAUUUUCUGGAUCAUCAAUUUGAUUGGAAACUUUGGUACCGUGUUCCUCGACAAUGGCUACUACAACAAGGCCAUCGCCGCAAGUCCGGUCCAUGCAUUCCCCGGAUACGUGAUCGGUGGACUCUGCUGGUUCGCAAUUCCCUGGCUAUGCGCCACUACUAUGGGUCUCUCCGCACUGGCACUGGAGGGCACACAGCGAAUGAGCUCCGGCGAUGUCACAGCCGGUCUUGUCCUCCCUUUCGCUGCCGUUAAGCUCCUCGGCCACAGCGGUGCCGUCGCAACGACCCUCAUGAUCUUCAUGGCCGUGACAUCGGCCUUCUCAGCACAGCUGAUCGCCGUUUCCUCAAUCUUCACCUACGACAUCUACGGAGCCUACAUCAACCCACAUGCAAAAGGCAAGAGACUCGUCUGGAUCUCGCACAUGUCCUGCAUCGUCUACUCAAUCAUAAUGGCCGGCUUCGCAACAGGUCUCUACUAUGCUGGAAUCGGUAUGGGAUACCUCUACCUCCUGAUGGGCGUAAUCAUUUCUUCGGCCGUCUUCCCAGGCGCUAUGACCCUCCUCUGGAAAGGCCAGAACCACAUCGCAGCAGCCGUCUCCCCACCCCUUGGCCUAGCAGUCUCCCUCAUCGCCUGGCUAGUAACAACAAAAAAGCAAUACGGAGUCCUUACAGUCGACACGACCGGCGCCAAUUACCCCAUGCUAGCCGGUAAUGUCGCUGCCCUCCUCAGCCCAGUCGUCUUCGUUCCGCUUUUCACCUACGUCUUCGGCCCCCAGAACUACGACUACGAGUCCAUGCGCGCAAUCCGCAAAGUCGACGACUCGGAAGUUGCAGCCGCCGCACACGUGGAUAUCGAGCUCGUUCCCGGCGAAGCAACCCAUGCCCAAGACGAAGACGAGGAAGAAACUCGCCAACUCAACCGAUCUGCGUUCUACGCACGCACCCUGACGGUGUUCAUGGCGUUCUCUUUCUUGAUUCUCUGGCCGAUCCCAAUGUAUGGCACCUCGUACGUGUUUAGCCAGAAGUUUUUCACCGGCUGGGUGGUUGUGGGUAUCUUGUGGUUGUUUAUUACUACUUUCGGCGUUGUGGUCUUCCCGCUAUAUGAGGGCCGCACGAGCAUUACUCGUGUUGCGCGGAUGAUGUCGCUUGAUCUUGUUGGGCAGAGGCCGAAAGUUUAUCGUGGGACGAAGGAGGCGGGGGAUAUUGCUACGCCUUCUGGGGUUGCGACGCCAACAGAUGUUGAGAAGGAGAAGAAGGCUAUGGAGAGGGAGGUUUAG
This is a messenger RNA of Penicillium soppii, 2049 nucleotides long. RefSeq names its product sodium:solute symporter family protein. Gene Ontology annotation, cellular component: plasma membrane. Lineage: Eukaryota; Fungi; Ascomycota; Eurotiomycetes; Eurotiales; Aspergillaceae. The record is from RefSeq and is a predicted model, not a curated record. Bases 1 to 2049 code for a protein of 682 amino acids. Gene Ontology annotation, molecular function: spermidine transmembrane transporter activity; putrescine transmembrane transporter activity; urea transmembrane transporter activity. The transcript has 3 exons. Gene Ontology annotation, biological process: putrescine transport; urea transmembrane transport; spermidine transport.